AUGUUUUUACCGUUGGAACUUUUCACACAGUCAAUUCGCUCGCAUGCCUUGGCAUCCUGCAAAAGCGCUCUGCAAAUGCAAGCAAGCCUCAUCGAAGAGAUAAUCGACGGAAGUGUUUCCGAGGCCGCGGCAGUGUUUCUCACGGAGCUGGCUGCUUGA
Effrenium voratum is the source of this 159-nucleotide messenger RNA. Lineage: Eukaryota; Dinophyceae; Suessiales; Symbiodiniaceae. The record is from the annotation of a GenBank genome assembly.